AUGUCAACAUCGAAAAAAGGGGGGCCUGCAAAAGGUCCACCCAUUAAAGAUACUAAAGAUGAAACAAAAGAAGCAAAAGUUGAUAAAAGUCCACCGAAAGAAGCGAGUAAAGAUGAAACUGGAUCAAAUGGUGAUAAGAAAAGUGAAAAUGGCGAUGUACCAGCAAAACCACAAAGUGCAGGAGCUUCAACGCGGGAUGGUGCUUUACGAAUUCUACAAUUGGCGCAAAAAGGAGAAUGGCCCCCGGUGGAUUCGGUACUUAAGGCGAUUGAAAAAGCUGUGGCGGCUGGCGGGGAAGAUAUGAAUUUGGUACCAUUAGCUGGUAUUUUAGAUCCAGCAACAGGAAUGACACCGUUAAUGUAUGCUGUCAAAGACAAUCGAACAUCAUUUGUAGAUCGUAUGAUUGAACUGGGUUCAGAUGUCGGUGCCAGGAACAAUGAUAACUACAAUGUUCUUCAUAUUGCAUCAAUGUACUCCCGUGAAGAUGUCGUUAAACUUCUGUUGUCAAAACGUGGAGUGGAUCCAUAUUCAACUGGUGGGUCGCGACAACAAACGGCUGUACAUUUGGUGGCAUCCCGACAAACUGGUACGGCUACUUCAAUAUUACGAGCAUUGUUAGCUGCAGCUGGGAAAGAUAUUCGGCUCAAAGUUGACGGGAGAGGUAAAAUUCCUCUGCUAUUGGCCGUUGAGGCUGGUAAUCAGUCUAUGUGUCGUGAAUUGCUUGGGGCACAGACCACGGAUCAAUUAAAAGCGACCACAGCAAAUGGAGAUACAGCAUUACAUUUGGCAGCACGUCGUCGUGAUGUGGAUAUGGUACGCAUUCUGGUUGAUUAUGGUACUAAUGUUGAUAUACAAAACGGUGAAGGACAAACCGCCUUACAUAUUGCAUCUGCUGAAGGCGAUGAAACUCUUGUUAAAUAUUUUUAUGGAGUGCGUGCAUCCGCUAGUAUAACUGAUAAUCAAGAUCGUACUCCUAUGCAUUUAGCGGCUGAAUAUGGCCAUGCAAAUAUUAUAGAACUAUUAGCCGAUAAGUUUAAAGCAAGUAUUCUCGAACGUACCAAAGAUGGUAGCACAUUAAUGCACAUUGCCUCAUUAAAUGGUCACGCAGAUUGUGCAAUGAUGUUAUUUAAAAAAGGUGUAUAUUUACAUAUGCCCAAUAAGGGUGGUGCUCGAAGUAUCCAUACAGCUGCUAGAUACGGUCAUGUAGGAAUAAUUAAUACUUUAUUACAAAAAGGUGAAAAAGUUGAUGUUACCACAAAUGAUAAUUAUACGGCUUUACAUAUUUCUGUUGAGUCAGCAAAACCUGCGGUUGUUGAAACACUAUUAGGAUAUGGAGCUGAAGUUCAUGUACGAGGUGGCAGAUUGCAUGAGACACCAUUACAUCUAGCAGCAAAAGUUCCAGAUGGGGACCGCUGUGCACUGAUGUUAAUUAAAUCGGGUGCUCGACCCAAUUUAGCUAAUGACGAUGGUGAAACUCCAGUUCAUUUUGCCGCAAAACAUGGAAAUUUAGUAACACUUUUACUUCUCCUAGAAGAUGGAGGGGAUCCGUUAUACAAAAACAAAAAUGGUGAGACUCCAUUACAUUUAGCUUGUCGAAAUUGUCAAUCAGAAAUAGUUCGACAUUUAAUUGGAUUUGUGAAAGAUAAACAAGGAGCGGAUAAAGCUACGUCGUAUAUAAAUAACGUGAAUGAAGAAGGGUGCAGUGCAUUACAUUAUGCAUGUCAAAUUGAAAAAGAACAGGUUGUAGUUCCAUUGUCAGAUCGAGAAGUAGUGAAGUUAUUAUUAGAAAAUGGAGCUGAUAUCGGCUUACAAACAAAACAUGCACACGAAAGUGCAUUACAUUACGUUGCAAUGGCUGGUAAUAAUGAUGUACUAUCGGAAAUUAUAUCGAAUAUGUCAUCGACUGACAUUCAAAAAGCAAUGAAUCGUCAAUCGGCUGUUGGAUGGACACCGUUGUUGAUAGCCUCGCAUCGUGGUCACAUGGAAUUAGUUAAUAAUUUACUUGGGAACCAUGCGAGGGUAGAUGUUUUCGAUACUGAUGGUCGUUCCGCUUUGCAUUUAGCAGCCGAACGAGGAUACUUACAAGUCUGUGAUGCAUUACUAACCCAUAAAGCCUUUAUUAACUCUAAAUCUCGAGUGGGUAGAACUCCUUUACAUUUAGCAGCGAUGAAUGGUUUCACUCAUUUAGUUAAAUUUUUAAUCAAAGACCAUAAUGCUGUUAUUGAUAUUUUAACUCUGAGAAAACAAACUCCACUACAUUUAGCAGCUGCGGCUGGUCAGAUAGAAGUUUGUAAGUUAUUAUUGGAACUUGGUGCAAAUAUCGAUGCAACUGACGAUAUGGGUCAAAAGCCAAUUCAUGCAGCUGCCCAAAAUAAUUAUUCAGAAGUAGCCCAAUUAUUUUUACAACAACAUCCAAGUUUGGUAAUGGCGACGUCCAAAGAUGGAAAUACGUGUGCCCAUAUUGCAGCUAUUCAAGGAUCGGUUAAAGUGAUCGAGGAAUUGAUGAAAUUUGAUCGACAAGGUGUUAUAACGGCGAGAAAUAAAUUAACUGAUGCUACACCACUUCAAUUAGCUGCUGAGGGUGGCCAUGCAGAAGUUGUGAGAGCUUUAGUUAGAGCAGGUGCAUCGUGUACCGAUGAAAAUAGGGCUGGAUUUACAGCUGUACAUUUGGCUGCACAAAACGGUCAUGGACAAGUACUGGAAGUAAUGAGGUCGUCGAAUACAUUACGAGUAACAAGCAAAAAAUUGGGAGUAACAGCUUUACAUGUAGCUGCUUAUUUUGGCCAAGCAGAUACUGUACGUGAAUUACUGUCACACGUUCCUGGGGCUGUGAAAUCAGAUCCACCAAAUGGAACGUCCUUAGUUCCAGCGUUGGGAAAUGAAUCUGGAAUGACACCAUUGCAUUUAGCUGCUUACUCUGGAAAUGAAAAUGUCGUACGGCUAUUGCUUAAUUCUGCUGGUGUUCAAGUUGACGCUGCUACAACAGAAAAUGGUUAUAAUCCACUACAUUUAGCAUGUUUUGGUGGGCACAUGUCAGUUGUUGGUUUACUUCUAAGUCGUUCUGCUGAGUUGCUCCAAAGUUCUGAUCGACAUGGUAAAACAGGUUUACAUAUUGCCGCUACGCAUGGUCAUUACCAAAUGGUGGAAGUAUUGCUUGGGCAAGGAGCUGAAAUUAACGCAACCGAUAAAAAUGGAUGGACACCGUUACAUUGUGCAUCUAAAGCUGGUUGCUUUGAAGUUGUUAAACUCCUCUCUGAAUCUGGUGCUUCCCCAAAAUCUGAAACAAAUUUAGGCUGUGCACCAAUAUGGUUCGCGGCCUCCGAAGGUCAUAAUGACGUAUUAGAAUAUUUAAUGCACAAAGAACACGAUACAUACGCUUUAAUGGAAGAUCGCCGAUUUGUAUAUAAUUUAAUGGUAUGUUCCAAAGCGCAUAAUAAUAAACCCAUCGAAGAAUUUGUUUUAGUAUCGCCUGCGCCAGUUGAUACGGCAGCAAAACUAUCAAAUAUUCUUAUAGCUCUCUCAAAUAAAGAAAAAGAACGAGCUAAAGAUUUAAUAGCAGCUGGUAAACAAUGUGAAGCAAUGGCUACGGAAUUACUAGCAUUAGCAGCGGGUGCUGAUUCAGCGGGAAAAAUUUUGACGGCAACGGAUCGUAGAAAUAUUGAAUUCUUAGAUGUUUUAAUUGAAAAUGAACAGAAGGAAGUUAUUGCGCAUACUGUUGUUCAAAGAUAUCUCCAGGAACUUUGGAGAGGGUCACUCAACUGGACGCCAUGGAAAUUAAUACUCCUGUUCAUAUCAUUCAUUUUAUGCCCCCCUGUCUGGAUAAUAUUUACACUCCCCUUAGGUCAUAAAUAUAAUAAGGUUCCCAUUAUAAAGUUCAUGUCAUAUUUAACGUCCCACGUAUAUCUAAUGUUUUUUCUAUUAAUUGUCGGUAUCACCCCAAUAUAUAAAGUCGUUCGACCAAGUCUUUUACCAUAUUGGUAUGAAUGGGUCCUAUUAGUAUGGCUUAGUGGCUUAUUAUUAUUCGAAUUAACAAAUCCAAGUGAUAAAUCUGGCCUUGGUUGGAUCAAAUUAACUGUAUUACUAUUUGGUAUGAUGGGCGUUGCUGCUCAUGUUACUGGUUUUGCUUUUAUAGCUAAACAAUAUUGGCCAACAUUGAUGUAUUGUAGGAAUCAAUUUUUUGCUGUUUCAUUUCUAUUAGCUUGUGUACAAAUAUUAGACUUUUUAUCAUUUCAUCAUUUAUUCGGUCCAUGGGCUAUUAUUAUUGGUAAUUUAAUGAAGGAUUUAGCUAAGUUUUUAACAGUAUUAGCGAUAUUCGUGUUUGGAUUUUCAAUGCAUUUUGUCGCAUUAAAUCAACCUUUUGAGAAUUAUCAAACGAACAACAUACCUCGCACUGAUCUUGCCGGUUACUUUUCUGAUGUGGUCAUGAAUCCAUUGGUCGCUUUCGAGUUAUUAUUUUUCGCCGUGUUUGGUCAAACCACUUACGGUGAAAUGAUGAUGAGUGGACCGAAUAACCGUCGCAAUAGACCUAUGUGGACGGAUAAUCUAUUCAAAAUUGUCUUCGGAAUUUAUAUGUUGGUGUCAGUAGUCGUGUUAAUUAAUCUACUGAUUGCUAUGAUGUCAGAUACUUAUCAAAGGAUUCAGGCUCAAUCAGAUAUCGAAUGGAAAUUUGGAUUAUCUAAGCUGAUUCGGUCAAUGCACCGUACAACAACGGCACCUUCGCCCAUCAAUUUAAUAACCACUUGGCUCUUUUAUCUUGUUGGAAUGUGCAAAGCAAGAGCGAAAACUCAGAAACGUCCAAGUUUAGUGCACAUGAUGGGAUUACAAAGAGAUCAAAUGAGUGCACGUACGAAAGCUGGUGCAAAAUGGCUAUCAAAAGUCAAAAAAGGUGGGCAAGUUGCUCCCAAAGAUUCAGUUGCACUAUCCGUUGUACAUUUAAGUCCAUUAGGGUCUCAAUUAAGUUUUACUAGUACCACUAUGCGAAUUGAGAAUGUAACUGAUUGGGAGGCGAUAGCGAAAAAAUAUCGUGCAUUAAUGGGUGAAGCUGAAGAGGUUAGAGAUACAUCAGAUGAGAUUGAAGAAGGUGAUGAGGAAAAUGGUGACAAUCCUCCACCAGCAGCUAUGGGUGGUGCUGCUGCACCCGCUCAGUAAAUAUGACGGCACAUACAAUUUUUCUAAUAAAUUACACUACUAAACAUGUAAUUUUACUUACAUGGUCUCUCUCCCUGCCUUAAUUAAAAUUUAAUAUAAUAAUUUGUUAAAUGUACACUGUAAUUAUAAAAUUAUAUGUAAAAUUGUACCUGGAGAAAAUAUUUUUAUACAUCAAGUUUUUUUACAUUCAAUAAUUUUUACUUUGCUCAAUUAUAUAACUUUACAUUUACUUUGUAAUAAAUUGAGAUCGGAGCAUUUUUUAUGGAAGCAUCAGUUUAAUAUUUAGAUAAUUUUUUUCAAAUAAUCAUUCAUUUUCUCAGCAAUCGAUUUCUAUCAAAAAAUACGAACUGAACUUAAUGAUUUUUUACCAUACACAUGAAUUUUGUAAUGAAAGAAUUUUUUUCGAGUUGGCAAUUAUGAUUUAUACUUCUUAUUUCUAAUUGAGACAUUAACAAUCCUGCAAGAAGACUAGAAAAGUAUGAGAGUUAACUCUGGGUUUUGAGUACGCCCAUAUACGUCCGGCACUUGUAAGUUCGCAUAUCUGAAUUUGGAGGCGCUGAUUUUAUCUCCCGACCACUGCGUAUAAGCUUCACAGAUGUACAUGAGAUACAAUCCGCCGCCACAUUCAGAUAAGCGAACUUACAAGUGCCGGACGUAUAUAGGCCCAUCGAAGGCAUUGCCCGUGAUCCAAAGUUAAUGCAAUAUUGUAUGAUUCGAAUAAUAUUUUGCACAUGCCCUGUGAGACCACAAAGUUACCGUUGUCAAGCGGGACGGUUAUUA
This is a messenger RNA of Chrysoperla carnea, 5928 nucleotides long. It is a transcript of the gene nompC, whose product is annotated as serine/threonine-protein phosphatase 6 regulatory ankyrin repeat subunit B. Bases 1 to 5148 code for a protein of 1715 amino acids. The record is from RefSeq and is a predicted model, not a curated record. The transcript is spliced from 15 exons. Lineage: Eukaryota; Metazoa; Arthropoda; Insecta; Neuroptera; Chrysopidae. Gene Ontology annotation, cellular component: membrane; glycosylphosphatidylinositol-N-acetylglucosaminyltransferase (GPI-GnT) complex. Gene Ontology annotation, molecular function: calcium channel activity; protein binding. Gene Ontology annotation, biological process: GPI anchor biosynthetic process; calcium ion transmembrane transport.